AUUGGAUUUUCAGUUAUCAGAAACUGAUAAUUCCAAAAGUUCGUAUAUAAUCCAUGUCACACAUUUGCAAGUGUUUCAUCUGAAUCAAAUUUGCAAUUUGGGCGUUAUUUAAUUCAGUCGCGAACGUGCAACUUUCAACCACAAACAAAAUGUCCGCUCAGCAAGCCAAAGAUUUUCUCGACCGGCUCGAUACAGUCGAAACAAACGUUUAUAUUUUGAGUGCGGUUUUUGGUGCGACGUGUGCAAUCCUGCUGGUAAUUGUCGCUGUCUUUGGCCAUAUGAUAUACCAACUUAGGUCUAAAGCCAACAAAGGCCAAAUUGGUGGCCCAGCACCAUUCUUGGGUGGGCCAGUGGAGAGUGAACGUCCCGACCUGAAUCGCAACCCAUCCCUAUACAGCGCGCCAAUGCCCCGCAUACAGAGCUUGACCGCCGACAAUCUCAGGCAUCAGGACGCGCAAUGGAACAAUGGCGGCCACAGCCUGCCCCAUGUUGGCAACAGGAACAACUUCAGGCCGCCCACAGCUAAUGUAGACAGACCAUUCCCACUUUCGCAACGACCAGGUAAUCCCGGCGCGGCAUACAAUAACAACGUGGGAUAUUAAACAUAUCGAAAAUAUUUAUUACUCAAAACCAACACGUUUCAAUAAUUUGUUAUUACGUAUCAUUAAAUGUACACCUUAGAGUUGAAAAUAUGAUAACAUUUCAUAGAUAAAA
Messenger RNA from Dalotia coriaria, 714 nucleotides. RefSeq lists its product as uncharacterized. The coding region runs from base 150 to 602 and encodes 150 amino acids. The record is from RefSeq and is a predicted model, not a curated record. NCBI's taxonomy places the organism in Eukaryota, Metazoa, Arthropoda, Insecta, Coleoptera, Staphylinidae. The transcript has 3 exons.